UGGAUGUUGAUUAUAGCAAUGACAUCGGGAAGAGUUGUAUUCUUAAACCCGCUUAAAUCUAAAAUCCCGUCAGACAUUGCUCAGAUGAUAAAGGCUGCAUAUGCAAAUAUUAGUUCAAAUGCUAUUGUAUUUGGCAAAAAUGGACCGGAGAUAUGGACCUUUGCUUGUCCAAAGCAACCAUACAAUUACGAAUGUGGUUACUAUGUACUAACUUACAUUCGUGAUAUGCUUCAACAUUCAAAUCCCAUUGAAGCCAUAAAAGCAAAAUUUGGCGGCCUAUCCCAAUAUUCUGAGGACGAUCAUCUCUUACCGCUUCGACAACAGUGGUUAAGUCAAUUGCUUCCCUUGAUAUAUAAAAAUUAACUAGUAGUCUUUUAUUGUAUUUUUUUAGACAAUGUGUAGUAUUUAAUUUAGAGAUUUAUGCAUAAUAUGUAAAGUGUUAUUUAGAAUUGAACUUACAAAUUAUUAUUGUUGUUAUUAAAAAUGAUAUUAAUCAUUUAUUUUAAAUUAAGUUUUUUUUAUA
This is a messenger RNA of Cannabis sativa, 523 nucleotides long. RefSeq lists its product as uncharacterized. The record is from RefSeq and is a predicted model, not a curated record. NCBI's taxonomy places the organism in Eukaryota, Viridiplantae, Streptophyta, Magnoliopsida, Rosales, Cannabaceae. Bases 4 to 363 code for a protein of 119 amino acids. The transcript has 3 exons.